Micropterus salmoides (largemouth bass) is the source of this 2155-nucleotide messenger RNA. Its product is annotated as high-affinity choline transporter 1-like. NCBI's taxonomy places the organism in Eukaryota, Metazoa, Chordata, Actinopteri, Centrarchiformes, Centrarchidae. The transcript has 11 exons. The coding region runs from base 140 to 2155 and encodes 671 amino acids. Gene Ontology annotation, biological process: choline transport; transmembrane transport; acetylcholine biosynthetic process. Gene Ontology annotation, molecular function: choline:sodium symporter activity. The record is from RefSeq and is a predicted model, not a curated record. Gene Ontology annotation, cellular component: plasma membrane.
UUUAAUUAGUGUGAAGCUACACCAUCUAUGUCUCUAACUGGAAUCCUGUCCUGCUUGUUUCAACACAUAUUUAUGUGUUAAGAGAAGCAGUGGGAGCCUCAGUCAGUAAGUCAGUCAGUCAGUCAGUGAGUCGUGCAAGAUGAGCCUGAACAUCCCAGGAUUGCUGGUGAUGGUACUCUUCUACCUGCUGGUGCUGGCCACUGGCAUUUGGGCUUCCAUGAAGUCCAAGCAGGCACCGAAGAGCAGCCAGACAGACCUGACAGAGACCACUCUGCUGGGCAACAGGGGGAUCAGCCUGGUGGUGGGAGUCUUCACCAUGACAGCUACAUUUGUUGGAGGGGGCUUCGUCGUUGGUAUGUCAGAGGCCGUGUACAAUCCAACUAUGGGACUGAUCUGGGCUGUUAUGCCCGUUACAUCAGCCAUGUCUUUUGUUGUCGGUGGACUUUUCUUCGCUAAGAGAAUGAGAGACAGAAAAUAUGUGACAAUGAUGGACCCUUUCCAGAUCAAGUAUGGAAAUGUAAUAAGUGGAGUUCUAUCUGUGGCACUGCUGAUAUCUGACAUCAUCUGGGUCACAGGAACUCUAAUUGGUUUAGGUGCAACAAUGAGUGUGAUCCUGGAUAUUUCCUACACUCUCUGCAUUUGGAUCUCUGCCACAGUAGCCAUUAUCUACACACUGCUGGGAGGCCUCUACUCUGUGGCCUACACAGACGUCAUACAGUUAACCCUCAUUUUUGUUAGUUUGUGGCUAUCUGUCCCCUUCGUCCUGAUGAACCCCCAUUCAGCUGACAUCACCAAGACCGCUUACAACUUUACCUACCAGGCUCCCUGGAUUGGUUCAGUGAAGAAAGAAAGAGCGUGGGUGUGGAUUGAUAAUUUCUUAUUAUUGGCUCUUAGUAACCUGGGAUAUCAGGACUUCCACCAGAGGACCCUGUCAGCCUGCUCUGGAGCCACAGCCAGGAUCACCUGCUUUAUUGCAGCUCUUCUCAUCUUCAUACUCGGAAUCCCAUCUGUGUUGAUCGGAGCAGUCGCAGCAUCAACAGACUGGAACGUGACUACAUUUGGCUCCCCGUCCCCAUACGAGCGUGGAGAUGCCAGUCAGAUUCUGCCCAUUGCUCUGCAGAAUCUCACCCCAAACUACAUCUCCAUCAUCGGUAUCGGAGCUAUAGCUGCUGCCGUCAUGUCAUCAACAGACUCGGCUCUGUUGUCAGCCGCCUCCAUCUUCACAUCCAAUAUCUACAAGAAGAUCCUGAGGACCAAGGCAUCAGAUCGGGAGCUUCAGUGGGUGAUACGUGUGACAGUGGUGUUGGCGGGCUUGGCUGGCACAUCGCUCACCUUCCUACACAACAGUAUCAUGUUUUUCUGGAUCCUGGGCUCAGACAUAACCUAUAGCAUUAUGUUCCCUCAGCUCGUCUGUGUCCUCUUCUUUAACAUCUGUAAUGGCUACGGCUCCAUCAUGGGAUUACUAGUCGGACUGUUGUUGAGACUGCUGAGUGGUGAGCCAAUGCUAGGCUUGCCUAUUGUUCUUCACCUCCCAGGUUGCACUCUUGAGGAGGGAGUAUAUGUCCAGCGUGCUCCUGUUAGGACCAUCUGUGUGUUGUCCACCAUCUUUGCCACUUUGAUAUUCUCCUACGUGGUUUCGCUGCUCUUCAAUAAAGAACUGAUCCCUGAGAGUUGGGACGUAUUUAAAGUAAAAACCCAUAAACCACCACAGGAACAAAUAUUAAUGAGUAAUGGCACCACCACAAAAGACGAGGAGGAGAACCUUGAAGUUCAGAAUGGGACUGAGUUAAUUUUGAUUUGGAAUCAAGAAUCGCUUAAAAGACACCCGCCAGACCCCGGCUGGGGCUGGGAAUGCAUGCUCACAUGCGACUACAAAGUCGACAUGUCCCUGUUAGAAACUUACGCUAAAUAUCCACUCCUUGCCCACGCAAGCACCGCCACACCAACUCCUCAAAACACCACUGUAGCAACAGACGUCAAAUUUAGAUGUUUUCACCGAGGAGUGGCCGGCUGUACCAAACUCAACGCCGGGAGGAUGGAGAGGUACAUGCGCGAGAGUAGUAUUGGCAUUGGAUGUCCUUAUUAUGCCAUACGAAGCCUCACAGGCAGAAAUGCUCCAGCCCAGACUUUUCCUCCAUUGAUCCUAAUGUGUUGA